AUGUGUGAUGUUGGAGGCAGAGAUGGUGAGGAUUCUUCUCUUCUUGUGCCUCCUCUGCUGAUGAGUUUUAAAGACAAGGUUUUGGGUCUUUCUGGCAUGGCUGAAGAUAAUCUGAUUAUUGGGGAUGGCGAUUGUGUGGUUAUGGAUGGGGAUAUUCAGUCCAUUAAAUUCUCUGAAUCAAUUAAGGAUUGUUUGUAUCAUCCUUGGAGAACUUCUGUAAUCAUCAAGCUUAUGGGUCGUCCGUUGACUUAUAAUUUUCUUCGUGCUCGGCUUCUUCAACGCUGGGCUCUGAAGGGUCCGAUGAGUUUAAUUGAUUUGGAAAACAAUUAUUUCAUUGUUAAGUUUUUGCUUGAGGAGGAUAUGCAGUAUGUGCUUAUUGGUGGCCCUUGGCAAAUUGCUGGUCAGUAUCUUGUGACUCAACAAUGGAAGCCUGGGUUUAAUCCGAAGGAGGAGCGUGUUACACACAUGACGGCUUUGGUCAGAAUCAUUGGUCUCAAUGUAGAGUAUUUUCGACCAGACGUUAUGGGAAAAUUUGGCAAUCUGAUUGGUCAUACUGUCAAGGUUGAUGCUCUCACUAUGAGCCAAGCGAGAGGUAAAUUUGCACGAAUUUGUGUUGAACUUGAUUUGUCAAAGCCUUUUGUUCCUUUCAUUGAAGUUGAAGGUCGAUCUUAUGGUGUUGUGUAUAAAGGGAUUAAGUUGGUUUGCUUUGAAUGUGGCUGCUAUGGGCAUGGUAGGGAUAAUUGUCCUGUUAUUUUGAAAGCCAAGGCCCAGGCUGCUGAAACUGAAAAUGCUAAGGAUAUGAAGGUUAACACUCUUGCUAAGGAGGAUGAUUUGUAUGCUUUUAGUCCUGAGAAGGUUGGUGAGGGGAGUUCUACGAAGCUUCAUGGUCAGUGGAUGUUGUUGCAGCAUAAGAAUUCUAAGAAGCUUCUGGUUCAAGAGGCUGCAGAUGAGCAGGUUGUGAAUCAUUUUAAGUAUGAGGCUAGUAAGCCUAUAAAGCAAGUGGCUACCCCUGCUAGUGGUUUUGCUAAGUCUACUGGGAGUAGCAGAAAUGAGGUUGGGAAGAGAAAUGCUCUUGCUAAGGAUUCUAAGGUGUGGGUUUUCAAAAAACCUUUGAAAGACAUUACUAAUGCUAAGUUGGAGAAGAACAGUACUGUGGGUUUGAAGCCUGGUGUUGGGUCUAACUGCGCUGGGAAGGCUAGGGGUGGGCAUACUCAUAGUAAUUUGAAUGUUGGAGCGGUGGGUAUGCAAGUUCGAGGCUCUGAUGUACAAGAUGAUGUUCAAGGCUUGUUCUCAUUUAAUAUGGAUGUUGCCUCUUUACCUGCGGAUUUUCGGGGUGCUAAUGUGGUGUUGCAUGAACCAGAGCCUCCUGAUAUUGGUCAGAUGGAGCUGAAUGAGGGUGAGUCUCAUUUAGCUAAGUCUAGUGGUUCCCGUGAGGAUGAGCAUGAUUCCGUUGGUAAUGCGGUUGAUUUGGCUGGUAUGUCGAUUGAUUUUGAUGCCUAUGAUGUUGAGGCUGAGCAAGUUGCUUUUUGA
Molecule: messenger RNA, 1530 nt
Organism: Prunus armeniaca (apricot)
Lineage: Eukaryota; Viridiplantae; Streptophyta; Magnoliopsida; Rosales; Rosaceae
Source: the annotation of a GenBank genome assembly